This is a messenger RNA of Paramuricea clavata, 10410 nucleotides long. The record is from the annotation of a GenBank genome assembly. NCBI's taxonomy places the organism in Eukaryota, Metazoa, Cnidaria, Anthozoa, Malacalcyonacea, Plexauridae.
CAGCUAUUGUCAAUAUUGUCGAAAGUGCUUUCUGGCUUACACGACUUCUCGUUAUUAUUUUCCAUGGUAAGAAAUUAACUUCUUUGUCUCUGAAAAGAAGCAAUGCAUAAAAAUGCAUUGUAAAAUAACAUGUACAUAACGCGUAUUCUGAUUGGUCGAAACCCGUGUUUGGAUCAGGCCAUCCAAACACGGAAGACUAUCGUGUUGUUGUUAUUUUAUAAAACAAUUACUUUAUGGUUUCCGUGUUUGGAUGGAAUGAUCCAACCACUUGGGAAUGUUGCUCGAGUUAAGAAAAGCGGGCAAAAUCACUCGCCUUCGGCUCGUGAUUUCGCUCGCUUUUCUUAACCCUCGCAACAUUCCCGCGUGUUUGGAUCAGGCCAUCCAAACACGGAAACCAUAAAGUAAUUGUAUAUUCGUAGUUUUUACUCAAAAUAAGUUUUCAUUAUCUUUAUUUCCAGAACAAUUUCUUACGCUUUUUGGAUUUAUUUCAAAAAGAGUCCGUGAAAACGGAUGCGUGUCGACUUAUUAUGGAGGCAUUUUGCAGGUACCUUGGAUAUAUGUAUUCCUCGAUUAUAAUGAAAGAUUUCACAUCUUUUCACACUCUAAUAACUGUCGCUUGACUGCCUUCUCAGUACCACUGACACGAUUCCCUCAAACAUUUCUUACAAAUCCUUCACAACUUAGAAUUUACCCAAUAUGCAAAAUUCCUACAGUGAUCACAGAAACUUUGAUAGUGUAAAUCAGGACUUUUAAAAGUUUUAUAUGGGGCCCAUAGGUGGAAAAAACCGUCGAGCACGCGAGUCUCGCUCGCACGAAAUGCUAAACAGCUGCAGAAAAUUUGUUACAUUGAACAGUUUGCGACUUAAAAAUUUGAAGGAAAUACCACUAUGGGCCCAACAACUUAUGGUUGACAGACAUCUUUUUUUCUGAGUUUAAAACCAUGGUCAACCAGGACAACACUAUGUUUGGGCACAUAAUUAGCACAAAAAUAUUCAGUUGGUCUGCCAUUUUUGGGUUACUGCCUUUUCCAAAUCUGAGAUUGUACGCAGUGAAUAAGGAAUUUGUAUAACUAUAAUUGUGAUUAUAAUCAUCAUAAGUUAAUUUUCAGUUAAAUAUUUGAAAAAAAUGUUUUCACAUCGCUUAGAUUUUUCACGUCGUUUUCAAAAAAGUACCCCAAAAAUGGCGAAUUUGGCCUUCGUGAGAAAGGCUAAUUGUUUACCUCCAGCUAAGCUGUACUCCCAGGAAAAACUAUUUUCUCCAGCCAUGAUGGAGCCCACUGAUCCAUGAUCGAGCCCACUCGUCCCAACUGUUUGGUAUCAAAAGUGUGUAAGGGUAUUCCACCCCUCUUGUUUGAGCUUGGAACACAGUUUUAGUUUUCUGUUACAGAUAUCAAACAGAGAGUACAAAUGAUCCCGUUAUCGUCAAUGGUUUGAUGUUUGUCUGUAAAACAUUACACGACUCUGUGAGGUAGGAUAUACUUGGAAGAAAUUUAAAUAUUUCUACAAAUCCUUCAGUCGUAAUGCUUAAAAUGGUAUAGGAUUGACCAGUUAAAGUGUUUGUGACACAAUCGUUAGUCCAUGCGACUUUGACCUCUGUGAUGGGGUUUGCAUGAUUCUUGCAAUAUACAGUUGUCUGAUCAGAAUUUUAUAUCAGUUGCUCGUGAGAAGAGUGCUUCCAGUUUGACUCUACCAAACCAUGGCCGGAUUUUGAGGGGAGGUGUGGGGAGGUGCGCACCUUCCCUAAGAUCGUUUCGCACCUCCCCUGAGAAUUUUUGAACCUCCCCUGAAAAGUCAUGCACCUCUCUUGGGAAAGUUUCAAUGAUAGAUCAAAGUGAAAGCUUUACAUUUUUGGUUGCCUAGAGUCUACACUUCGUACGAAAGUUUUUAUUUAAAAUUGAAACAGUGAUAGCCAUUCAUCUCUGUGUCAAGUAUUCUUUUAAUGCAAUGUUUCGAAAGAAACUUUGUAGUGAUUGUAAUGAAGGCCAAAAUUGUAUGAGUUGUACAGUCAUAAUUCAUUAAUACACUGAUACAUAUGUAACCAGAAACUCGACGUUUCGAGCGAAGGCCCUUCGCCAAGAGUUAGUAACCACUCAGCACAGCAUUUUCACAUUGGUACUACCUACACUGGUACAGACAGUUUUUGAUACAUAUGUACACUACAUGCAUACGUCAGGUCGUUGACUUUGGCCCGUUCUGAGCCCUAACUUCCCAUGGGGGUCGUGAGCUAGACCGCUGCACCUCCCCUAAAUUUUUUCCACCUUCCCCACUAUUUCCACCAAAAUCCUGCCUUGGUACCAAACAUCGCAGGUUUUCUUUUAGUAAUCCAGUUUCCUCCUGAAGUAACACUAGACCAAUAAUAAACAGCCUUUACCUCUAUGGAGAACAUUCCUAGGGCCGGUUGUUCAAAGGUGGGUUAGCGCUAACCCUGGGUUAAAAUUUAACCUGCUGUUUUAGUUCGUGUAUUUCUACACGUCUGUUUAUUUCCAAACAUCAGAGAAAUAAACUCCUAUCGAUCCAGACAAGAUCUUUGAAGAAGUAUUUCCAAAUUUAUAGAAUUGAAGUUUGCUUUGAAUUUUGGGUUAAUCUAGGACCAAACUAACCCAGCUUUGAACAACCGGCCUCAGAACUAUUAGAAUUAAGCAAAGCUCUAAAUAAAAAUAUUAUAUAAAUACAAAAUAGAUUAAUAAACAAAUGGAUGAAUGAGUAAAGCUGUUCAUUUUAAAUAAACUAAGUCUUUUUUGUAUAGUUCGCUAACAUUGGAUGAUGAGAAGAGAGCAACUGGUCAACUGGUUACAGGGUUUGUUCGAAAGAUUGAUUAUGGCCGCGAUUUUGAGCAACAGUUGAAUUUUUUUGUCGAAGCAAGAGCGUCAUUUUGUAAUUUGGAUCCAGUUCUUGUCUGUCUCGUACAGGUAAGUUGUCGUCUUACACGCUUGGGGUGUUGGUUCCCUUCUACUCUUGUAAAUUUCGACCGUUUCGGAAUAUUUCAUUAUCUUUUUUAUUGUUUUCUUUCCAUUGUCUGUUCUUCAUGCCAUCCAGUCACGAUCCAGUUAUCGGAAUGUCCCAUUGUUUUGAAAAUCCCACUGUUCUUUAUGCCAUCCAGUCAUGAUCCAGUGAUCAGAAUGUUCCAUUGUCUUUUCAUUGUUUUGAAAAUCCCACUGUUCUCCAUGCCAUCCAGUCAUGAUCCAGUGAUCAGAAUGUUCCAUUGUCUUUUCAUUGUUUUGAAAAUCCCACUGUUCUCUAUGUCAUCCAGUCAUGAUCUAGUGAUCAGAAUGUUCCAUUUGUCGUUUCAUUGUUUUGAAAAUCUCACUGUUCUCCAUGCCAUCCAGUCACGAUCCAGUUAUCGGAAUGUCCCAUUGUUUUGAAAAUCCCACUGUUCUCCAUGCCAUCCAGUCAUGAUCUAGUGAUCAGAAUGUUCCAUUGUCGUUUCAUUGUUUUGAAAAUCUCACUGUUCUCCAUGCCAUCCAGGCACGAUCCAGUGAUUGGAAUGUUCCAUUUGUCGUUUCAUUGUUUUGGCAUAUUUGUGCCAUUAUGCAAAGGCAAUUUCGCUAAGAAUUGCAAACGACAAGUGAAAACAGUCGUUCUCUGCUGGUUGUAAAUUUGAUUAUUUUUUUAGUGUGUUAAUUUGUUAUCAAUGAAAACAAGAACAAUUGUGAAAGGCAACCACACAAGAAAGACGGCAGCAUUUAUUCGGGUGAAUAUGUCAUGCCAUAUUAGACUUAAACUUAACUCUAAGAUGUCUGUUCUAGUGGCACAACGUAGCUUCUUAAUGAGGGAUGACGUCAUCCAUCAACGAUAUUUGAGUAGAUAAAUUUUGUCACAGCAAAAAAAUGUAUGUGACAAUUUUUUUUGUGAUCGGACCAGUGUCCGAUCAAAAUUACUUUUGCUCGGACAUUUGCCAAAUUUAGUCGGACAUUGUCCGAUGUCCGACAGUAAUUUGCAGCCCUGCCUCAGAAAGCCUUCGUCUUGAUCAGGUUGAGCUGAGUCCCUCGUAAUUCAGCUUAGCUCUCAGCUGCAAGUAAGGAUCAUUAGCCUCACCCACUUAUAAGGGGCAACUUUAAAUCUCCGCUGAUGAAAAACACUAACUGGACUAGAAUGUCGGAACGUUGGCUUUUUGAUAUAACUUGUGUUCUUAAUUCCUCCAUAGGCUUGUGUUGCGUUCUCAUUCAUCACCAUCCCAUCAAUUCAAGAUAUUUUUAACCGCCUUACUUUGUACCUCGAGUCGGGGAAAGUCGCAUUCGCUAAUCAAGCUCUUAGCCAAGGCAAGUAUUGGCAAGGUGUCAGUAAAGGCUGGCAGGGACGUAGCGAAGCAUCUGAAGUUGGGAGGUCGUAGGAUUUUACCUGAAAUUUGAAUUUCAAUGUUGCAUUUUUCUAAAGUAAAUUCGCAAACAAAUUGGAUGUAAAUUGACUGUAUUUUACAAAAAUGGUUAUCUUUUCACAAAAAUAAUUACUUUAUUACGCAAAUUUUACCUGAAAAUGUAAAAAUUUUACCUUGAAUUUUACCUGAUUUUUGCUUGAGUUUCACAGUUGGGGGUUAUACCCCACACACCCUAGUCGCUACGUCCCGGAAGGCUGGUUUACACUCCCAAAGUUUCUAUGAUCACAGUAGGAAUAUUGCAUGAGUAAAUUGUAAGUGAUGAAAGAUUUGUGUGAGGAAACUGAUUCAAUGUUUAACAUCGAGCCGGUUCCCGCAAGCAUUUCUUACAAAUCCUUCAAAACUUAGAAUUAAUAGAGGUUUCCUUUAUAAAAACACUGAUAUACGUUUUCUUAUGAAUUUAGUGUCAAAUAUUUAUGUUUUUAUUUCCAAAUUAAUCCAGGUGAUGCAUUCCUAAAAGCCGCAAUAAGUUUGCUUUUGGAAGUUCCAAAAACGAUUGGUAAGACAAGUUGAAAUAUUGUUUUCAUUGGAAUCUCUUACUCUUCAAUAUUUUCAAGAACUUUCACGCUAAUAUUACUUUGUUAUAUGAAUUUUUAGAGAUUGACAGCAAGUCAAAAUCCUCCGAACCGUUUCUUCUUUCAUACCUAAAUAAUUUCCUAUCGUUUCUUCUCGUUGUUCCGGUAAGUUUUUAAAUGAAAAAAAAGAUCUGACCUCUAGGGAGAACAGUUUAGAACUGAUAGAGCUAUACAGUAUAAAUAAAGUUAGUUUCGUUUAGGUUUCUUCCUGUCGUAAUACUGGAUCAAUAUUAAGAGAUGAUUCGACAGUAAAUGGACCUCUAGGAAGAACAGUUUAGAACUGAUACAGAUAUCAAGUGUAAAUAAAGUUAGUUUAGUUGAGGUUUCCUCCUCUGGUAACACUGGAUGAAUAAGAGAUGAUCCUUACUGAACCUCUAGGAAGAACAGUUUAGAACUGACAGAGCUAUCCAGUAUAUAUAAAGUUAGUUUAGGUUUCCUCCUGUAGUAACAUUGGAUCAAUAAGAGAUGAUCCUUACUGAACCUCUAGGAAGAACAGUUUAGAACUGAUAGAGCUAUCUAAUAUAAAUAAAGUUAGUUUAGUUUUCCUCCUGUAGUAACACUGGAUCAAUAAGGAUCUCUAGGAAGAACAUGCAGUUUAGAACUGAUAGAACUAUCUAGUAUGAUAGAACUAGCCUAGGUUUCCUACACUGCAUCAAUAAGGGAUAGUGAUUGUGUGUCAUUCUCUAGGACCACCCUGACCAAGGCGUGCUGUAUUUAGUUCGAGGUCUUCUCAAUGUUAUCGAAGAUUAUCCCUGGGACUCACAAACCGAUGCGAAAAUGAAAGUCUAUCUGAACGUUAUCUCCCUGUUAUCAGCCAUGACACAGGUAAGGAAUUUUUAAACAUAUCCUAAAUAUCCGACAGAGACGAAUUAUCAAACGAAAUGUUCUUUGCCCGAGUUCGUCCAUACGGACCAUCCAUCUCUAUAGUAUAAAACGGCCGUUUAAUACAAGAAUAUUUUCUUCGUAUUUCAGGAGUCAUAUUUUUAUCAUAUGGAAAAAGGCAAGCAAACUUUCUUUUUUCUAACAUACAGAGAGUGUACAACUGUACAUGUAUAUAAAUGCAACUUAGGCCCUCUGGCAGUAAUCCAACCUGCGAUUCCGGUGCAGCGCUCUAACCAACUAGCUACAGAGUCCAGGUGGUAUACUGGGUGCCCCCCAAGAACUGGACACUGUUUGAUUUCAUGUAACGUAAAAGCCAUAAAAGCUAUCGCAAUGAAAUAAAGAUCAUUGCAUUCAGAAAGAACUAACUUAGAUUUUGAUAUAUAACACUUGAAUUUGCAUACAAUAUUGAGCGAGAUACAACCAAAAUAAAAAUAUUAUUUAACAAGUAUAGCUUCAUUAAUUUAGUUUAUUGUACGAUCAUCCAGAUUAAAUUUUUUAAAUUAUUUCUGACGUUUCGGCUACCUACACGGCAGCCAUUAUCAAAGACGUAUUACAGUGGCUGCCGUGUAGGUAGCCGAAACGUCAGAAAUAAUUAAAAAAAUUUAAUCUGGAUGAUCGUACAAUAAACUAAAUUAAUGGAAAAACCCAGAUUCAAGCCUUUCAGUGAAGUAUAACUUCAUCAGUAAGGUUGUUUUGUGCUAAUUUUUGGCAUUUUCAAAAACAGUAGUUGAACAGUAGUAGUUCAAACAUUAAUAGCACAGUCAUGUAAAUUCAAGUGCUGUAUAUCAAAAUCUAAGUUAGUCCUUUCUGAAUGCAAUGAUCUUUAUUUCAUUGCGAUAGCUUUUAUACCUUUUACGUUACAUGAAAUCAAACAGUUUCCAGUUUUUUGGGAGGACACCCGGUAUAUUUAUGUUUUUUUAUAUGUCUUGUUAAUAUUUCAGUUGUUUCAAACGAUGGGAUGUAUGGAAACGAUAAAAAAUUUAUUGCUGAAGUUCAUAAAAUAAUCUCGACAGUCAUAGAGGAAAUAUUAAGACACUUGCAGACUUUGUCGGGAACGGAGGUACGUUUUAUUUAUUCAUGUAUAAAUUGAAGAAAUUUAAUGCUUUCCUAAAACUGGUUACUGUAUAUUUAUAUUUUAGACAAAAAAGAGACAGGCUAGUCUGGCCCUGGAUUUUUUCAAUAGGUGAGAAUCCAUGAUAGUGUUAAAAACUUCACUACGUAAUGAACUGGUACAUAUUUUGAUGAGAGUUUUUCUUUGUUUGACUGUUAAUAUCCAGUCAAUUCUGAUCAACUCUCAUGCAACUCGUGUUUUCUUUGACUGGGACACGAGAGUUGAGAAAACUCACAUGCAAACUCUCGCUUCUCAACUCUCACCAACUCUCAUGCAACUCUUGUUCUCGUUUGACCGGGGCAUGAAAGUUGAGAAAACUCUCAUGCAAACUCUCGCUUCUCAACUCUCAUCAACUCUCAUGCAUGCAACUCUUGUUCUCGUUUGACCGGGGCAUGAGAGUUGAGAAAACUUUCACGCAAACUCUCGCUUCUCAACUCUCACCAACGCCCAUGCAAAACACUAGCACUGGGUUUAAAAACAACAAAUCCAAAGUAACUCAUUUCUCACUGAAGGUUACUGGGUUGUGCAGACUUGGCGAAUGAAGAUAUGUGUAUGCUCGCCGUCAAUCUCUGGAACUUCGCGCAAAAUAAUGGACAGAACGAUGCUAAAUUGAUGGUUGGUUACAUUCAUUGCUUUAUUUUAUUUCGAGACUCGUAUAAAUCUAGUAUGUAUUUUGUAUUUUCAGGCACGUACUUAUGAAUUUCUCAAGAAGAAAGGGAAAUCAAGGCCCGAGGUUUCGACUCUUCUUGGGCGGUUACCACUUGUGUCGCGUGCGUAAGAAUGAACAAAUUGAAUCAAUUUCCAAAUGGAUAAUUCCAGCUACAGACGAAAUUUUGAUCUAGACAAGAAAAACGAAAUCCAUUACCAUAGCUGGAAAGAACAUCUUAAGAUGAGUAAAAUUGCAAAGGUUGCGAAUUGUUGUAAAAUGAGGAAAAUGUAGUCCUGUGAAGUUUGCAAAUUUUGUAUAUAUUUGUAUUACGCGCGGGAAAAAUAACCAUUUUUGACCCAAACUGGCGAAAGUGUUUAUUUUUACCGCGCGUAAUGCAAAAUAUAUACAAAUUUUUCGAAUUUCACAGGGCUAUAUUUUCUUCAUUUUACAACAUUUAGCAACCAAUCUUUGCAGUUUUACUCAUUCUAAGACGCUCUUUCUAGUGUUGGAUUUCGUUCUGAUCGUGCCUUAAUGAUCAAAAUUUAGUCUAUAAGCUGUAAUCACCCAUUAAUUUUGUACUAGGCAAAUGUAUACGUAUAGAAAUGUUUUCGUGAUUUUCAAAGCUAUAAUUUUCGAUGGUAAAUUAUUGUCUAAUUUAUAAAGGGGUGAGAAUUUCUCUUUUUAAAAUAUUUUUAUACAACUGUUUUGUACGGAACUGAGUGAUACGCAUUAUAAGCUGAAAUUAAGAUGCCAGUUUGAAUCUCAUUGAAAAAAACCCAAUUCUCGUUCGUUGAAUAUCUCAACAGCAAAAAGAUCUAUUAAGGGCAUUAAGUGAUUACAGUAAAAAUAAUUGACCAAUGGACCCCUUAUAACUAAAAUUUCGAUCUAGACAAAAAUUUCAUCACAGCUUGAAAGAGCAUCACAAAAUUAGUAAUAUUCCAAAGUUUUGUUGCAAAAUCUUGUAAAAUGCGGAUAAUAUAGCCUUGCGAAGUUUGCCGUUUUUCAGUCAUUUUGUAUUAAAAACGGGAAAUUGACAUCCGAUUCGGGUGUUGGGGCUGCAAUUUCCCGUUUGUAAUGCAAAAUGACUGAAAAUUGCAAACUUUGCAAGGCUAUAUUAUCCGCAUUUUACAACAUUUCGCAACGAAACUUUGGAAUAUUACUAAUUUUGUGAUGCUCUUUCAAGCUGUGAUGAAAUAUUUGUCUAGACUUGCCUAGAUCAAAAUUUUGGUUAUAAGGGGAAAGGUCUAUUAACCAAUGUAAUUAUUAGACAACUGACAUGAGACCAUAUUCAUAAAUCGUGAUGAGACUCGUAUCCUAGGAAACGGGUAAAAACGCGGGAAAAUUGACAAAAUGUUUUUUUUUGCUGUCGGCUAUGACAGCUUUUUUUCGUGAAUAUUACGGCUUCUUUCGAAAAUAAUAUCUAUAAAACUGAGCUUGAAAGUUGAAAAAAACACUUCUCUGAGAAAAUAUAACAUAUUUAAAGCAAAAGAUGCUGGAGUCAAUCGAAAAAGGAAACCUUUGACAAUAUUGCCAAGUUUGUAUGGGCAAAACAAACAACCAACAAGGCUACAAAACGUCUAUACAACACCAAAAUCGUAAGAAAUAUGAAACUAUUGUUGAAGAAAUAGGAUUACAACUCACUCAGGUAAUGUUGCCUUCAUUUUUUAAACUUGUAUUUUUAAACUUGAAUGUUAUCGAGCCACGUACAGCCAUACAUGUAUAGUUCAUGUUUCCGUACGAAUCAAUAACAUAAUUUUGACGUUCUCUUGUGAUUUUUGACUGUUUUCUUUCAUAUUUAUGCCAAAUUCGAAAAAUUAUACUUUCAUUCCAUAGUUGUCUUGAUUCUUCACGGAAUAACCUUUAUAUUGAGUUAAAAUCUCAGUAAAAUACUGUUUUUCGCUACGUUGUCAUUUUUCCACACAAAACGGGAGAAAAACCGGUCGCUUUUAUAGUAUACUCGUUUACCGCUUUUGUUGUGGGCACAAAGUCUUAUUAAAAGUACACACAAAAAUCGUUAUAAAUCGCAAAAAGCAACAGGAAACAAGCCGUUAAAGUCGACACAAUAGUAUCUGAAUUUGGCUUCAAGCAGUUUUCGCUUGUUUUCCCGCGUUUUGUCCCCGUAUCCUAAGAUACGAGGCCUCGUCACGAUUUAUGAAUAAGGUCUAUUGCUUAUAAUUGUGACAAUUCAGCUAGACAAAUCUUUCACUUCAGCACAUGCUCAGAAAAUGUAAAUGUUUAUGAUAAUAACAUAGAAUAUAACAAAGUUAACUAGGCAUUUCAUUUGUGUAGAGUUAUUCCUCAUGUGUGUAAUCCUAACACUUUGUUCUAUAUUCUAAGAAUUGCACACUUUUCUAAACAGACAUCCAUAUCUCCAGGAACUAAAAGUGCACUUUCAUGUUUUCGAAAGUUGUGGAAUAUGGGUACAAAUGGCAGCAAGUUGGUAUAGUCUUCAGUGAAUACAGCUACUAAUGUGAUUGCUGAUAAUGUAUCUAAAGACAAUUAAAAUCUAUAAAAAUUGCAGAAAAAAAUACUUUGCAUUUUUAUUUACAAAAAUUUCUACACUAUGGCCCUGUGUGUAGUUCGAUAUUCAUUGAAUUCCUAAAUCCUGAGCUUCCUUAGCCUGGAAGAAAGUGUACGAGAGAGUGAUAGUGUCCACUUUGUACAACGCUGGGUCAUCCAAGAACUCUGGAUCAAUGUAGAAGAACACUGGCAUAUCAACCUGGAAACAAAGAUAAUGUCAAGGGAUACACCUUUCCAUCAGAAUACUGGGUUUUGGUGGGGGUGUUUGGGGAGAGGGGGUGUUUGGGAAGAGGGGGUGUUUG